Molecule: messenger RNA, 5724 nt
Organism: Thlaspi arvense
Lineage: Eukaryota; Viridiplantae; Streptophyta; Magnoliopsida; Brassicales; Brassicaceae
Source: the annotation of a GenBank genome assembly
GUUAAUUUUCCGACGAGACAAAUUAGGGUUUAUUGUUUUGCGUCUCCUUCCGCUUUGCUAUUCUGACUUGGAAUCUUCCGGCGUCACAAAAUUGUCCCUUGAGAUUCACUCACGCUUGCCUCCCUCAGAUCUUUCCAACCCCCCUUACGAUUUCUGUCAUAGUCAUCUUCGUCUCUCUAACUCAAUUAGGCACUAUCUCAACGUCGUCGUCGCCGAUUCAAAGUUACAGUAUAUUGCUCGUGACGGGUAGCACUAUAUCGCUUUCUCAGUCGGAGACUGUUUAAUUCGAUUGAGCCAUUGUUUUAGGCAUUGCAGGUUGGUUUAGGAAUCUCAAAAUCUUGGAAUCAUGCCCUUGUCUUAAAAGAUGGAACAACUUACCGAAAUCUUGAAGAACAAUAGGACAGAAGAUAUCACUUGGUUUUGCUCUCUGUCAGAAUCUGAAGUGGAUUUGCUCAUCAGCUUAAAGAAGCUAGCCAUUGAACGAGCCAAAAGAAGUGAUCACGAAGAACUAGCUGGGCAGUUUGAUCUUAAGACGCUACGAGCUCUCGGGCUUGUGGUAAUGGAGCAUGUAAGGAAAAGGGUACAAGUGGAUACUUGCCUUGUCCCUUGCGCUGUCCAACAACUGAAGGCUUUGGAUAACUGCAAUUUGUUGAAAACUCAUGUCGAUGAUACUAUAGACACUGAGGAGAUUCUGACUGGAAUCUGCAACGUCAAAGUGAAAAAGAAAAAGAAAAAGAGAAAGCCGAUCAAUUUAAGAAGGAAAUCUCGGAAAAGCGGAAGUAGAACAAUGGAGUCGUUGCUUCGUAGUGGCUUAGAAACCCUAAUUCCGGGGGCGAUGUGCAGUCGCAGAGUUUGGACACACUCAGCAGUGGCCCCUCCCUCAGUGAGCGUGAACGAAUUGGAUCUGGUGAGAGGUCUGUUACAAGCUUUGCAAGGUCUGUCUAGUCCCUUCAUUUUCUGGGACCAAAUUCGACAGACUUUCCUCGCUAAAACUGAGAUUCGCGUCUCUCAUUUGUCUCACUCAAGCCUUCAUCUCCUUCUCGCUGGUUUCUUGUAUGCCGCAACAUGUUUGAAGCUUGUGGAGUCCAUCGUUGCUGGAAUCAAUACCUCUCUCAGCUCUCCUCCCACCUUAAUGGCAUUUUCUAACUCUGUCUCUACUUGGCUUGAGGCAAAUGCAUUCACAUCUUCUUCUCUGUGUUCAGGUGCUGAAUAUCUUUUACAAGUUGUACGAGGUGCAAUCCCUCCUGCGUAUUUUGACUCAACUUCAACUAUUUCGACUGCUGAAAUUGCUGUCCACGUUCUUGAUUACCUUUACAAGAAGUUGGAUGAAGUAUGCCUUGUGCAAGGUGGUGAGGUGGAAGGAUUUCACAUGCUGCUGCAAAUCUUUGCGGGAAGUUUAUUGCCGUAUGUUGAGGGUUUGGAUUCAUGGCUGUUUGAGGGAACUCUUGAUGAUCCUUUUGGAGAGUUGUUUUUUACAGCCAACCAAUCGGUCUCCGUUAACGAUGCAGAGUUUUGGGAGAAAAGCUAUAUGCUGAUGAGGGUGCCGGGCCCAAAAUCAAAUGAAAAGAAAGGAUUGAGUGGAAAUGACUCCAACUCAAUUUCUGACAAAGACAAAGAGCAGAAUAAUCGGGUGUUGUGCCCAUUGUUCAUUAAAGACAUCUGUAAGUCGAUUGUGUCUGCUGGGAAGUCACUGCAGCUGAUGCAGCAUAUUCCUUCCACGUCUUCAGGAACUUCGGGAAAGAUUCAGUACCAUAAGGGAAAUGGUUUUGGGAAUUCUAGCUGUGGUACACUAGUGGCUAAAAAGAACAACUUUAGGAGCACUGCAAACUUAUCCUUGUCUGAAGUCUUUUGUCUAACACUUGCUGGCCUUAUAGGCCAUGGUGAUCAUGUCUCUAGAUAUCUCUGGAAAGGUGAGGCGGAUGAGUGGGAGAUUUCUCCAACUUUAGCAUCACAUAUUAAUGGAGAUCUGGAGAAUGACAUGGAUGGUAAAGAUCUUCCAGUUCUCACGUGCUCAGAGCGAAUGUGGUAUAAGUUGUUGGUCGGUGCUGUGCAAGAGAAAAAAGCUAUGGAGGCCAAAUCAGAACACCAGAGCGCAUGUUAUGUUGCUGGUGUUAAGGACGAAAAAAACGGUCUCGCAGUCAGAAAGGCGUUGCAGGGUUCAUUCUGUCAUGAAAACCUUGUUGUUUCAGUAUCUAAAAUGGAUCUUGAGAGGAAUAACGAUGCUUGGAGUGUCUUGAACUUAUCACACAGCUAUUCUCUACCCUCUCUAAACGAUGAGAGCUUGUUGAGUGCUGUUUUUGAGGGAUCUGGCGUGGCAGAUGCUGGAUUGAGCGGCACAAACUACAAAUUUGGAUUCCAGUUUGGUAGAUCUGAGUAUCUUUCUUCUCAGAAUGACACAAAAAUUCUAGAAACGUUGUUUCCUUUUCCCACGUUGCUUCCGUCAUUCCAGCCGAAGCUCCAUAUGUCAGAGUUCCUACCUUUCCAAAAGAAUAGUACACUUCCUUCAAGAGUUCUCAACUGGAUGCUAAAGGUAGAGCCAAGGGAUACUCCACUUCCUGUUGUAAUAAUGCAAGAAUGCUUCACAAUCUACAUCAGGAGGCAGGUGGACUACAUUGGCAAAGUGAUUUUGUCAAAACUAAUGAAUGAUUGGAAAUUGAUGCACGAACUUGCGGUGUUGCGUGCCAUUUUCUUGUUAGGCUCAGGGGACCUUCUGCAGCAUUUUCUGACUGUCAUAUUCAAUAGGCUGGGGAAGGGAGAGUCAUCAAAUGAUGAUUUCGAGCUGAACAUAAUCCUUCAGGAAUCAAUUAGAAAUUCAGCUGAUGCGAUGCUGUUAAGCAGUCCUGAUUCAUUGGUAGUAUCUAUUUCCAGAGAAGGUUGUUUAGACAAAGACAAAGAUGACAAGGGUGACGUAAUGCCCUUUUCUUCAACUCGUAAAAGCCGCAUUAACAACUUUGGGAUAGACUGCCUCGAGUCUCUCAAAUUCACAUACAAGGUACCAUGGCCGCUUGAGCUUAUUGCCAAUAGUGAGGCCAUUAAGAAGUAUAAUCAGGUGAUGGGAUUUUUGUUGAAGGUCAAGCGAGCAAAAUAUGUGCUUGAUAAAGCGCGAAGGUGGAUGUGGAAGGGUAAAAAAGGCUCUGCAACAAAAAUCCGCAAGCACCACUGGUUACUGGAACAAAAGCUCCUCAAUUUUGUGGAUGCUUUUCAUCAAUACGUAAUGGACAGGGUAUAUCACACGGCAUGGCGUGAACUGUGCGAAGCUAUGGUAAAAGCAGGGUCGCUAGACGAGGUCAUAUACGUACACGAGACCUACUUGUUAUCGAUUCAGAGGCAAUGCUUUGUGGUUCAAGAAAAGCUGUGGGCAAUCAUCGCAAGUCGGAUAAACAUGAUUCUGGGUUUAGCUCUAGAAUUCUACUCAAUACAACAGACACUGAGCAGCGGUGGAGCAGUGUCUGCCAUCAAGGCAAGAUGCGAGAUGGAAAUAGACCGCAUUGAGAAACAAUUUGAAGACUGCAUUGCUUUCCUCCUUAGAGUAUUGUCGUCGAAGCUGAACGUGGGACACUUCCCUCAUCUGGCUGAUUUAGUGACCAGGAUCAAUUACAAUUACCACUACAUUGAUCUUCUCGACGGAACCAGCAUGUUGGCUCUUUCCAAGGUUUUGCGGAGAACCCAGAGACUCCGAGUGGGAGCUUGUACUGCUUUUCAUACCAAAGAGGUACAAUCGUCAGGAGAGAGGAGCUUCUUCACUCUUGAAUCCAAUUCGGUUGUGUAUGAUAAACGCGAAGCUGUUCCAAGACUCUACGGCAUGUCAUGUAUGAGUAAACGUGCACUGUCCUCCAACGCCGGCACUAAAAGUGACCAGGAGGAAUAUGAAGUCGAACCCGGGUUCUCUGAUCUGGAAGAUUCAGAGUCAGGCCAAGAGAGUAGCAGUGAGGAUGAUGAGGCGCCGCCUAAGGGAAAGCUCUCCGCUGAUGAAGAUGACACUGAAGACGAUGAGGAAGAAGAGGAGCUGGAGCUAGACCUCAUUGAAACCGAGGAUCGUAGAAAAGCCGUAGAGAAGAAACCAUCGGAGUUGUUUAAGACCAUUGUUUCUGCAGCAGGGCUCUCUGUAGGCAGUGCACUUGAUAAAUGGACGGAAGAAGGAAAUGAGAUCAACCGAAUCGAGGUUGCUAAGGCGAUGCUUCAGCUGCGUAGACGUAGGAUGUAUGGCAGAGCAUUACAGAUGUCAGAGUGGUUGGAAGCAAAUAAGAAACUUGAAAUGAACGAGAGAGAUUAUGCUUCUCGGUUAGAUCUUAUUGUUAAAACGCGCGGCUUAGACAAGGGAGAAGCUUAUAUGGACAAGAUCCCGAAAUCCUUCAGAGGGGAAGUGAUCUAUCGUACCCUCCUGGCGAACUGUGUGGUUGCUUGCAACGUGAAGAAGUCGGAAGCUGUGUUCAACAGAAUGAAGGACUUGGGCUUCCCUCGUUCUGCUUUCACCUGUGAUCAGAUGCUUCUGCUCUACAAGAGGGUCGACAGAAAGAAAAUCGCUGAUGUGCUUUUGCUCAUGGAGAAAGAAGAUGUCAAGCCGAGUCUUCUCACCUACAAGAUCCUGAUUGACGUCAAAGGCUCAUCUAACGACAUUAAUGGGAUGGAGCAGCUUGUGGAGACGAUGAAAGAUGAAGGUGUUGAACCGGACUUCCACACACAGGCCAUCACUGCGAGACACUACGCAGGAGCUGGGCUUAAAGACAAGGCCGAGAGAGUCUUGAAAGAGAUGGAAGGUGAAAGCCUAGAGGCAAACCGCCAGGCGUUCAAAGAUUUGCUCUCCAUCUAUGCCUCUCUCGGGAGAGAAGAUGAGGUGAGGAGAAUAUGGAAGCUCUGCGAAUCAAAGCCCCGCUUUGAGGAAUCCCUUGCUGCAAUCUCCGGUUUUGGAAAGCUCAACAAAGUACAAGAGGCUGAGGCGAUUUUUGAAAAGAUUGUGAAGAUGGACAGAAGAGCUUCGUCUAACACUUACUCCGUCCUCCUGAGGGUUUACGUUGAUCACAAGAUGCUCUCAAAGGGCAAGGAUCUGGUUAAACGAAUGGCGGAGAGCGGUUGCAGGAUUGAGGCAUCCACAUGGGAUGCACUCAUCAGGCUCUACGUGGAAGCUGGGGAAGUUGAAAAGGCUGAUUCUUUGCUGAACAAGGCAUCAAAACAGAGCCAUACGAAACUGAUGAUGAACUCGUUCAUGUACAUUAUGGACGAGUACGCAAAACGGGGAGAUAUUCAUAACACUGAGAAGAUAUUCCAAAAAAUGAGGGAAGCUGGGUAUACAUCUAGGCUCAGGCAGUUCCAAGCCCUCAUGCAGGCUUACAUAAACGGCAAAGCUCCUGCUUAUGGAAUGCGAGAUAGAAUGAAGGCCGAUAAUAUCUUUCCGAACAAAUCCAUGGCUGCACAGUUGGCUCAAGGCGAUCCUUUUAAGAAGACAGCUAUCUCUGAUAUUCUGGAUUGAGGAGACUCUUUCCUACACCUUUGUCUUUUUGCUUGCUACAAGUAUCACAUUUGUCUUCCUAACGUUUAGUUUGAGAGAGUUUGCUUAGUUACUGUAUUUUUUUAUGCCUUUUGUUGGUUCUUUGGUGAUCGAUCUAUCCACUUUCAGAGACCUUUAAGAUUGUUACUUCUAUACCGGCUGGUUUGGUUUUGGUUUUGGUUUUAAGAGUCAAUGCUCAACAAAGAGAUGGAACAACAUUGAAAGCUAAUGAGUUUUUU